Fusarium venenatum is the source of this 795-nucleotide messenger RNA. RefSeq lists its product as uncharacterized. NCBI's taxonomy places the organism in Eukaryota, Fungi, Ascomycota, Sordariomycetes, Hypocreales, Nectriaceae. The record is from RefSeq and is a predicted model, not a curated record.
AUGGACUCUGGCGAUGGCCAGAGAGACUCGCCGCUUUCAAUAACCUCCAAUAUCGCAGGCAUCUUGACCUUUGUCGUUGCCAUUGCUGCAGCGUUCUACGCCCGCCUCACAUAUCUGCGGAACAGUGAUGACGAGUUCUUCCGCGUCAAAACGUCUCUGUCGUGGUAUAAAACCGAAUCCACAUGGCUAGCAGACCUUGUAACAGCUAUCAAUGCCCAGCAUGAAAGUUUCCAUUCGCAUCAACCCGAAUACCAGAUGUAUUCCUUCGUAAUGGACGAUCUGCUUAAUCUUGAACAGCGCCUGCUUGACAUAGUCGCUGAGACAGAGGCCAAGUCGACGAUGAGCGAUGAGGGUGAAAGUUGGACACUCAUGCCGCGGAGUUGGAGUGGCCGCACAACAGUAGCCAUGGCUUGGCUGCGCGUGCGAACAAAGGCUCUGGAGUUGGUCAGACAACGGGAAGGUUUGACAGCGAGGGUGCAGUUUAUGCAAAUGAGUAUGAUCUCCUCUCGGCUGCGGGAUCUUGAAUCGCGGACGAAAUGGCGAGAAAUGAAGAUGGAUGAGAGUUCAAGGAAGCUUGAGUCUCUAAUCGAGAACCAAAGGGAUCGAAUUCAUCGGUUAGAAGACCUCGUAAGACAAUGGUCACAUCGUGAUCAUUCUGGUCUUUCGCGGGCAGGGACGUUGACAGGCCUCGAGUUCAAAGGUGUAGAAUCAGAGAGUUUGGUUGGUGAUGACGGCUCUACUGCAAUGUCUGAGUCGACAGACUUAAGUCCAUUGCGGAGGCCAAUCAAACAAUGA